AUGGAGCGCCCGACCUCGGGAGGGUAUGAGAGCUUGUUCCGCGACUCUGGCUGGUCCUCGUCUCCCCCUCCCGACCUCAAUUUCCAUCUGAGCAUGGACCCGCCUCCACAUGCUGCUCCCGGCGCGAGACAUGACUCAUCCCAACACCGUUUGCCACCUCCGCCCCCUCCGCGACCCGCUUUGGACGAGCACGGCAGCUAUGUCAGCGAUCUCCCGCAGGGGAACGGUAGCGCGUACCAUAUGAGCUCUAUGAGGCGUGCUCUGCCAACCCCGCCAGCGGCUGGAGCACCGCCCGCGCACGCUGGCUCCCCCGCUUCGUCCUCCUUUUCGACGCACGACUCGCACCUCAAUAACCCUGGCCGAAGCAGCACGUACGAGCAGUACAGCCUGAAUGCGCCGCGCAACCGACAUUCGAGAGCGCUCCCUGCGCUGCCGACGCCGCCGCUCCGCAACACGGCGAGCUUUCCGGCAGCGCCCCCCGGACAUCAGGUUCCAUCGACUCCCGGCUAUUCCUCGACUGCUUCGGACCAUCAUGGUCAUGGCGCAGUUCCCCAGACACCGCCUCGACCACUUCCUCGCCCGGCUAGCGGCCUCCCGGCGCACAUGGAAGCGCACGCCUUUGGUCGAUCAUCGCCCUAUCCUGCCCAAGUCGUGAAUGACCAGUCUCCGAUAUCCAUCGAGUCCCCGGCGGCCUCGCUCUCGACCCACCCAUCCACCAUACGCAGCAACGGCGACCAGGACUACUUCCACCGUGGACCGACGACUGUCACGCCGCAGACCUCUGUUUCGAGCUCGGCGCACGACUGGAAGAGCAAUCAAAGCAACCACCGGCAGCAGGCGUCAGAGGUCCAGUCGUGUGGCCACGACGAAACGUCGGCAGCGUCCGUGCUCGACCACUACUACGCAUCUGAGUCGCCCAGCUACAACGCGAACGACCUUCCGAACGCCCCUUCCAUCGGUGUGGACAGCAGCAACUCGACUGUCAGGACCAGACCGACCUCGCAUAUCUCCCAGGGCAACGUAUCCGACGCGUCGUACCCAGCAGCCGAGUCGUCGCGAGCAGCCAGGCCAACGCACGCUGCCUUCGGAUCUGUAAGCUUCCCCAACGCACGCCAGUACGCCGAUAACAACGAGCGUCCGGCUUCGGGGAGCAACCCACUCGGAGACGACCAGCCCAUGUCCGCAGCGCCGUCGCAGGCGACGUCCCGGCCAGGCGACCUCGCGCCUUCUUGGAGCGAGCAGUCGCAGGAGCCAUCACGAUGGGUGCAGACAAAGUUACUGCUGCAUGAAGCAGGCGGAUACUACGAGGACGAGGAAGGAGGCAUCUACGACGAGUACGCCUCGCAGGAGGAAGAGGAGGAGAUUGAGGUCAACGAGAUCCAAUUCUUCAACCGCGCAUUCCUCAGCGAAGUCGCAGUGCAACUGCGCGACCGCGUUCCACGAGGCGACCACGUCAAGGCCGGAGUAACCUGGGUCGGCACGUUUACAGGAAAGGAUCUGGUGAACACGAUUCGCUCGUUCCUGCCCGAGUUUACGCGCGAGACGGAUGGCGACAGGCGAUUCGCGCUCGCGACGGCGCGCUCGCUUCAGUCGCAGCUCUGGGUCGUCGAGGUCGACUGGGACGACAAGCCUGUGCGCGACUCGGAGAACGUCGUGUUCAAGUUUAUGAGUGAGAUGGAGGACAUUGACGUCUCGGGUGAGCUGCCAUCAGGUGUGCUCACGAAUGCGACCAAGUGUUACUCGCCGAGCUGCACGGGCGAGCCUGGCUGUUACGCGCCACGAUGUCCGUUCAAGACGCCUGUCAACUCGUUCAUCUCAAUGCCAGAGGGCGACGCUGGUCCGAGUGGCACGGCGGUGGCUGUCGUUAAGAGCGACACGGACUGGACGGAGGACGUUGACCCCGUCAUCUUGGCCAGCCUCACGGAGCAGCAGCGUAACCGCCAGACUGCGAUCCGCCGCGCGAUUCUGCUCGAGGAGAACUACGAGAAGGACUUGGCCGCAGUGGAGAAGACGUUCAUCACGCCGCUCAUGACGGCCAACCCGCCGAUCCUCUCGCCGUACCACCACCUCGAAGAGGUCGUGCUGACCUUGUUCGGCAACAUCCAAGAAAUCCGGCGCGAGUCGCGACGCAUCAUUGACAACUUUGCCGUCCGUCUCAGGGAGCAGUCGCCCCUGAUUCAGACGGUCGGAGACAUCAUGCUCGAGGCCUCGACGGACUUCCGCAACCUGUACCCGGUGUACAGCGAGAACCUGCCACGUGCCGAGGCUCUGCUUGCUGAGACGAUCCAGGACAGUCCUCGAUUCGCAUCGUGGAUCAAGGAGGUGGCCACUAGCGGUGACCACCGUCUUCGCUAUCUGCUCAACCUGCCUGCGAACCAUCUGAAGGAGUACCCGAAGGCGCUCCAGGGUAUUCUGGAGUUCACCUCGCCAGAUGACCCGGACUUUGACUUCCUGACCGAGUCUCUAAGCUCGAUUGAGAGCAUUGCAAACCUGACGUCGCUCAAGCUGUGGCACGCCACGCUGACGCAGCCGCCAGGCGGGCCGCUGGCAUGGUGGAACAUUGUUCCCGAGGCAGUCCAGAAGUCGAUGUCCAAGGACGAGAUCAAGCGGCAGAAUGCUAUCUGGGAGCUGAUCCAGGGUGAGAUGGAGUACGUCGCAGACCUCGAGGCGAUCGAGACCGUCUUCAUCAACCCGCUCCGCGAAGCUGAGCAGCCGAUUAUUGACCGUUCUCGUCUGGACAACUUCAUUCACGACGUGUUCCAUAACUAUCGCAGCCUGCUCGAGGUGCACCGGCAGCUCGCGCGCGACCUCCAGGAGCUCCAGGUCCAGCAGCACCCCAAGCUGGGCGUCAUCGCUGAGCCUGUCCUUAACGCGGCGCUCAAUUGGCACGAGGCGUACAUGGAGUACGUCCCGAACGAGCCCAUUGCGAACGCCAAGAUCGAUGAGGAGCGGGCUAACAACCCCGCAUUCGCCAAGUUUAUGGAUGUCGACGUGUUCAAGAACCCGGCGAACACGGGCCGCCACGGCCUGAAGCACUUCGUGAACCGACCUACAGCCCGUCUACUCCGCUACGACCUGCUGUUGAAGGCUAUCCUGAAGGAGACGACCAAGACGGAACUGCCCGAUCACCCGGACAUCUCGACGAUCCCUCAGAUCCUCGAUCUCGUCGCAACCCUGGCCAAAGCAAUCGAUAAGGCAACUGCGAUCAACGACGCCAAGGUCAAGCUCUGGCAACUGAAGACGUCGCUUGACGGCGGCAAGUUUGGCCCACACGCUGUCAAGGAGCUUGACCUGCUGAACCCGAUGCGCGAGCUCAUCCACCAGGGCCGCGUUUACCGCCAGAGCGAAGGCCGAGGUUCCAUGAGCAGCGGCUCGGAGCUGCAGCUGUUCCUCUUCGACAACUACUUUGUCAUCGCGAAGCAGACCAAAGCGUCCUCCAGGAACAAGGAGGGCCCGCUCCGCUGGACGAUCAAGGGCAAGCCGACGCCGCUCGAGCUGCUGACGCUUGGCGAGUUCGACGCUCCUCCGCAAACCCGCUCCGUCGGUCUCCUUAAGGGUAUCCGAAGUGCUGGAGGUGGAGAAACAGAAGACAAGACAGUGUACCCCUUCACGUACAUGAUUGAGGGACAGCUCAGCGGUCAGUACGCGCUGUGGACGGACUCGGCCAAGGCGCGAGAGGAAUGGCACGAGAAGCUUCAGCACGCCAAGGUGCUUCGCGCAGCGGUGAAUGAGGGCAUCAAGAUCUUCGAGUUUACGCCCCUCAGCCUGGACACGUUCUACGAGGCGACGCGAUACGGUGCCACCCCGGCUAACAGCGAGGACUAUACUGGUCCCGUCACCUGCUCGACGCCGUUCACGACGAUUGACGGCCGCCGCCUCAUCGCCGUCGGAUGUGACCAGGGAGUUUGGAUCGGUAUCCGCCACGAGACGUCGUCGUUACGCAAGGUUCUUCACGUGCGCGGCGUCACGCAGAUCGCUGUGCUCGAGGAGUUCGGCAUCUUCCUCGUGCUGGCGGACAAGAGCCUGCUCGCGUACAACCUCGAGGCGCUGGUGCCCACUGCGCCGUCGGCGAACCCGGCGCGCUCGGCUGCGCCGCAGCGUCUCAGUGUGCGUGAGAUUGUCUUCUUCGCCGUCGGUCAAAUCUCGGGCCGCACCCUCGUGCUCUACAUGAAGCGCAAGGGUCUCGACUCGGUGUUCCGCGUCCUCGAACCCGUCGUGAACCGGAACUUGGACGACCAUCAGAGGCCACAGCGCCGCGCAUUCGGCAACCUGCUCAGCCGCAACUCGGACUGGUUCCGCAUCUACAAGGACUUCUUCAUCCCCACCGAGGCGUCGAGCGUGCACUUCCUCAAGUCCAAGUUGGCGAUCGUGUGCACGAAGGGCUUCGAGAUCAUGGACCUCGGGGAUCUCAAGGGCGGUACAAUUCCGAUCUUCGACCCGAUCAAGAUGCGCGACCGGCCUGCGCUGCAGGAGCUCAGCAAGAAGUGCGAGAGCGCCAAGCCGCUCGCCAUGUUCCGGUCCAAGGAGGGCGAGUUCCUGCUGUGCUACGACUCGUUUGGCAUCUACGUCGACCGGCACGGCGAGCCGAACCGCGACCUGCAGGCGAUCGAGUGGGAGGGCCGCCCGCUCGAGACAAAGGACAUUGUCUUCCACCCGCCAUACCUGCUCAUCAUCUCGCGCUCCUUCAUCGAGGUCCGGCACAUCGACACGGCCAAGCUCGUCCAGAUCUACACCGGCAAGGAUCUGCGGUGUACCUGGGACGGCACGGGCGGGCAGGCAAAUGCGCUCACGCGCGGUCCCGGCGCGGACGGGUGGGGCGAGGAGUUCACCUCGCAAGAGCCGCGGAUCCACAUCUGCCGCCGCGGCGGCGUCGCCACGCGCGCAGGAGCGCGGGGCAUGUCGCAGCACAUCUUCGAGCUGACCCCGACGUUACUUCUGAACAACCCCCUCUUGAACCCAGCCAACACAAGCGACCCGAACUACUUCCCGCCCGCGCCGCUCGACUACUCGUCAGUAGCGGCGCCGGACCCCUACGAAGCUGGUCCCUCGUAUGCGCCGUACAUGGGCGCCACACCGGGCUUAACUCCCGGCUACCAGGCGAACAACAUGUACGCGGACCGCCGUUCCGUUUCCUCGAGCAGCACGCACACCUUCGCCAACGUGCCGCAGAGCCCCGCCUUCCCUACGUCUCCGGCCAUGAACAUGCCUACGGCCGCGCCCAUGCCGCCCAUGCCCCAGAACCCGGCCUAUGUGCCGCCGCAGAUGAACAUGAAUGGCGGGCCGUAUCCCGCCCCGAGCACGGGAUUGGGAGCGGGGCUCGGCAGUAUCGGCGCCGCUCACGGAUCGGCGUAUGGCUCGCAGUAUGCCCAACACGCCCAGCAGAGUCAGCAGGGACAGCAUGCCCAGCAGGGUCUCGGGUACGGCAACUUGAACUCUGCGGAGCAGAGUCACGGCCAUGCCGGGCACGCCGGUCACGGCGCGCACGGAGGCAGCGGAGGCCUCGACCAGGCGUUCCACCAACAGCAGCAGGUGUACAACUACCGCCAGAGCCGGACCAAUGGGCUGCCCUAG
This is a messenger RNA of Trichosporon asahii var. asahii CBS 2479, 5571 nucleotides long. RefSeq lists its product as uncharacterized. The record is from RefSeq and is a predicted model, not a curated record. Bases 1 to 5571 code for a protein of 1856 amino acids. NCBI's taxonomy places the organism in Eukaryota, Fungi, Basidiomycota, Tremellomycetes, Trichosporonales, Trichosporonaceae. Gene Ontology annotation, molecular function: guanyl-nucleotide exchange factor activity. The transcript has 3 exons.